AUGAAAGAAGCAAGUUAGGGUUGAGAGGUAAAGUUAGGGUUUUGAGAAUGGCGUGCACAAUCGACUUCAGAUGCCUGGACGAAGGAUUUGGAGGCAAAACAUACAAGAGAAAAAGAUCUGAGCAAGCCGAAGAAGUGCUCAAUCGAUCCAUCCAAUCUCAAAACAACAACACCAAAGACGAUGCCUCCAUGGAAGUGGAAGAAGAAGAAGAAGAAGGGACACAGUCAAAGAGACAAGCAGUGUCAUCUUCAGAUAACCCAGACAAGCCGGUGGUGUUCGGGAAGCCUACAUACGACGGAGUAAUAGCAGGGAAGGUAUCAGGGAGGAAGUGGAAGCAGCCGAGGACACACAGAGCGUCGGCAGUGUACGUGACUAGGAAGAGCACCACGUACGAGCAGAGGAUGAAGCAGAAGGAGAUCAAGAGGGCAUACACCGAGAGGAUAACGGAGCUCAAGGAGGAGAUCAGGCACAACAAGGUGGAGAAGAGGAAGAAGCGACAGGAGAGGGACAAGAGGAAGCAAGACAACAUUCUCAGAUCUGGGACCAAGUUGCAGAAGAUUACUAAUCCCAAGACGCUCAAGAAGAUUGCCAAAUCUAAGCACAAGAAGCUCCUCAAGGUCGUCCCUGACGAUCUUCUCAACAACAACAACAAUAAGAAGAAGAAUUAGUUUUUGUUUUUUUUUAUUUUUUUUUUAUUUUUAUUUUUAAUUGAGUAUUUGGAGCCAAAAGACCUGAUGUUUUGUAUUUUUUUUUGUUACUUUGAAUUUGGAUGGAAAUGGGAUUUUGGUAGUAUCUAAUUUAGAGAGAUAUGGUGGUGGUGUUGUGAUGUUUGAUUACAAUUCUCCUCUGCUCCUGUUCUUGAAAUCUCAAGAAAUGAUCCUAGAAUGGAA
Molecule: messenger RNA, 890 nt
Organism: Camellia sinensis
Lineage: Eukaryota; Viridiplantae; Streptophyta; Magnoliopsida; Ericales; Theaceae
Cellular component (GO): nucleolus
Source: RefSeq, a predicted model, not a curated record